GUCAGAGACGGUACCAUCCAGUGUCUUUAAAUCAGUGUGCACCGUGAUGGCGAGCAACCUAGAAUGGUGGCCACACUACAAACCAGACUGAUAGAAUUCCGUCUGUACCAAAGAAAGGACUAGACACGUCACACUAGUUACUAGUGUCCAAUCAAAAUACCCACUACAUGCCUACAGGAGCUCAAUCGCGAUCCCGAAUAGCUCAGUGUUAUUGUCUCUGCCUGCAGUACUCACUGGGUGACGGAGGUUUGAAUCUCAGAAGGCGAAUGAGUUCCUUCAAGCUGGUUGCAGAUACGCCUUGCUGACUGAUUUGUGAGUGCCGACUAGCAGGAAACCUAGGUCCCAGCAAGGCUUCCUGUGGGCGAUUGCCUUCAACUAUCUAAUGUCAUCAGAUUAUUUGUUUGUCAACUUUAAGGUGAUUGUAAACAGGUAGGCGAUAUCCUUGAAUUGGUAUUUCGUAUUUAUUCCCAGUCGUCAGUAAAAAAAGUCCAUAGAAACUUGAAGAACAACAUUAUUGCCCCUUAAAGACCACACUAUUAAGAUUGGUUGAUAUGCAGGGAAAUGAAUCAGUUAACAAAUGACAACAUCGUUCAGUAUUGCUUAUCCAUCCAUCAGGUAUAAAGACUUCUGAUUAAUUCUAAGAGCAGAUCUCACUACAAAUUGACACCAUUUAGGGAACCAUUGAAAUCUAUCGAGUAUAGGAUAUAAACUAAGAUUUCUAAGUCAUUGGAUUACAAACCAGAGGAGAUAAAGUAUUGGUGACUGUGGUUGAAAGAUGAUGUUUACCCUGGCAAAAUACUCUAAUCCUUAAAAUGCAUGCUUUUAUUCUUCUCUAACUUGUCUAUACAAAAUGUCUCUUAUUGCCAUUAUUCCGUAUACACAAUUACAAUUCUGUUUACUUUCUUUCCAUUUAGAAUUGCCAACGUGUACAGAAUGGGAAUAGUUUUACGGCAUAAAAGGCUACUCCGGUCCACUACUCGAUGCACAAAUUUUCUCUGCCUACAAUAUUCUACUGGAAUUUCACCUGCUGUAAAAAAUUACACACCUUUAAUUGGUUUGGAGAUACAUGCUCAGUUAGCGGUUAAAAGCAAGCUCUUCACCCCAACACCUUAUACAUUUGCAGCUCCUUCAAAUACCCAAUUAGGCUUGCAUGAUGUUGCAAUGCCUGGUAGUAUGCCAAUACUAAAUCGCCAGUGUCUUGAAUUGGGACUCGUUGCUUCAAUUGGAUUAAACUGUAAAAUCAAUAUGACGUCACGUUUUGACAGGAAGCAUUAUUUCUAUGCAGAUCUACCAGCUGGUUAUCAGAUAACUCAAUAUUAUAAACCAAUUGCUGAAUAUGGAUGUUUACAGUAUAUUUGGUCACCGAAUUCAUGGGAGACUAAAUCGCCUCCUUUGUAUACAGAAAUUGUGCACAGUAUCAAUGGUCAAAGUUACUAUCGUUCUCAAGCUCGUAUUAAAAGGAUACAGAUUGAACAGGACUCGGGCAAGACUUUACAGGAUGUCCAUGGUGAUUGUAGUUUAAUCGAUUUAAAUCGUUCAGAUGUUGGACUUAUUGAAAUAGUCACUGAACCGGAUUUUAAUUCAUCUGAUCAGACUGCUGCUUUCAUUACUGAUCUAUCACGGCUACUAAAACACUUAAAAUGUUGUAAUGCUAUUGGUGCAUUCGGAGAACUACGGGUUGAUGUCAAUGUAUCGAUUGGUGAAGAUGCAGCUAAUCAAAAUCCUCGAGUUGAAAUCAAAAAUUUAAAUAGUAUUCAUGAUGUGAUCAAUUCAAUAGACUAUGAAAUCAAGCGUCAAACGGAAGUACUUAAAACUGGUGGUCAAAUUGUUCAUGAAACUAGAUCUUAUGAUUCCGUGAACAAUGUUACCCUAAGAAUGCGAGUUAAGGAAUUGACACAGGAUUAUCGUUAUAUUCCAGAACCAAAUUUACCAGCUAUCAGAUUAUUGUCAAGCUGUUCUCAUUGUUCACCUAAUUCAUCAUCUUCACUUGAUGUUAAUCAUCUUCAUGUUGUCAGUCAAUCAUCCUCACCAGCAACUUCAUCAACAUCGUCAUCCGUCACCUCUUCUUCUGCUUCUACGCUAUCUUCUUCAAAGAAUAAAGUUUGUGUCCAAUGUAUAAAAGAAAAGUAUCAAUUACACUCUGUUCAUUGGGAAGCAAAUUUCCCUCAGUAUAAAAAACAAGAGUUAUUACUUCAGCAUGCCCUGUCUAUGGAUCGUACAAUUGUAUUAAUUGAAAAUCCUGAUUUAUAUACGCUGUAUAAAUCCACGUUAAAGUAUUUAUCUGAUGUUAAUGUUAAUGCUAAUGUAAAUAGACAAGAAGAGAAUUUCCACUGGUUAAUUUAUGCUAAAGAAUUAAGCUUUUGGAUUAGUGGACAUUUACAUGGUUCAAUGAAACAUAAAACAUUGAAACAUCUACCGAAAAUAGAAGAAUUAGCUGAAUUUGUAUAUAUGAAUUUAACAGGACAGAUUUUCGGUCCACCAGCAGUUGAGCUGUUAAAUCUACUAACUCAAAGUGAUGAAAGUAUUCAUCAUUCAGUCUUUGAAUUGGCUGCCAAAAAUGAUUUACUUCUAAUCCGUGAUCGAGAUCAAAUGAAGGCGUACUGUGAACAAGUGAUUGCAGAUCAUCCAAAAUUGGUAAAACAAUACUUGAAUGGAAAAAAGAAAGCUUUGAAGAAGCUUGUUCAGCAUUUAAUCUCUAAUCCAAAAUAUACAGAUUCGAAUAAAUUUAAUCCUUCAAUUGUUGAAAAUAUACUGAAAGAACUUCUUCUUGGUAUUGGUGUUGAUGUUGCUGCAGCUGAGUCGUCUUCAUCGAUUAGUUGUGAUUCCUCAUUAUCAUCCUCUCCACAGGUCACUGUCAAGAAGGCCUAA
Molecule: messenger RNA, 2868 nt
Organism: Trichobilharzia regenti
Lineage: Eukaryota; Metazoa; Platyhelminthes; Trematoda; Strigeidida; Schistosomatidae
Source: the annotation of a GenBank genome assembly